AUGGGCUUUUGGGACAUUAUCUCUGACGCAUUCUCCCGCGACGGCUCCGUCACCUGCAUCCUUGAAAAGAUCCCGGUCGUAGGGUAUGGCGUGGCUACCGUCCAAGCCAUCACCGGCAACCCCGACCACGCCAAGCGCGCCCUUGCUACCAGCACCAACAGCCUCAUCACUACUGCGGGCGCGGUCGGUGGCUUUGUUGUUGGCGGGCCUUUGGGGGCCGUCGCAGGUGGUGCUUUGGCCUCUCAAGUGGGCAUGGUCACUGAGUUUGGCAUCAGCAAAACCAUAGACGACGACAAGGUCAAGGGCGACGUCGGCGCACUAUCCAUCAAGAGAGCUCUCGUGGACGCGGCUAUCGGUGGUGCAACUGGACUGAUCGGAGGCGGGGCUGGCACUGUGGGCAAGAUCGCGAUCGAUGCCUCGACGCAAGCGGCGAGAAAUAUGGCCAUAAAAUCGGUGGCGAAUGCCAUUGCCAGCAAUACAGGAAAGGAGGCAGGAAAGGCCCGUCACUGCUGCAAGUGUGUCGCCAAUAACGGGGAUAAUGAUCCCAAACCCAAGAAAGAGAAGAUCAGAGUGGUUACCAUUGCCCAGGAGUGCGUGGCAAGGCAAGUGAACCUUGCGUGCAAAAAGUUCGCAAAGGAUGUUCCCCUGCAGGCCAUCGUUGACGCCUAUGACCAGUUCGCUCUUUACUGGGAUACCUUUGUCGUUGUGGGCAAGCCUUGGUAUAUUCUGGAAAAGGUCAUGGCGAACGCUUGGGCGAUCAACUUGCAGGUCGAACAACUUCGAGUAUUGAUGCAUGAUGACUUUAUGGAGAGGGAGUUUUAA
This is a messenger RNA of Linnemannia hyalina, 822 nucleotides long. The record is from the annotation of a GenBank genome assembly. Lineage: Eukaryota; Fungi; Mortierellomycota; Mortierellomycetes; Mortierellales; Mortierellaceae.